AUGUUUGAUCAGGCUACGACUAUGGGCGAUGGGAACCACCGCUGUGGACCCAACCCGCUGUGUCCGGACCGGAUGGAGGCAAAGUGCCGCGCCGAGAUAGGGAGCCGGUCCCCGGUUCAGAGCUCCACCGACACUCCGGGGACAUCAGCGUCCACACCGACGUCCUCCAGCGAAGACGGUCACGACAAACUUUUGGGAGUGGACCCUGACUACUGUCGAAGGAUAUUAGUAAGGGACGCCAAAGGCACCAUCCGGGAGAUCGUCCUGCCAAAGGGGCUCGACCUGGACCGGCCCAAACGCACGCGGACCUCCUUCACGGCAGAGCAGCUGUAUCGACUGGAGCUCGAGUUUCAGCGGUGCCAGUACGUCGUUGGGCGCGAGCGCACUGAGCUCGCGAGGCAGCUGAAUCUCUCCGAAACGCAGGUCAAGGUGUGGUUCCAAAAUCGACGGACCAAACAGAAGAAGGACACCACCAAGGACUCAGACAAACGCUCCUCGUCCUCGUCCGAAUCGUUGGCCACCUGCAACAUCCUGCGCCUCCUGGAGCAGGGGCGCCUCCUGUCGGGCCCCGUCCCGCCACCAAACCCUCUCCUUGGGCCUCCUCACCCGGCAAACGGCUCCCUGCUGGGCAGCCCUGGCGGAGGCUCCUCCAACUCCCCUGGCAUCAGCAGCAACACUCCUCCCAGCUCCCUACCAGGUGGGACUUUUGGGCUGUCGCUGCCCUCGCUGGGCGCCACUCCGCCCUCACCACGGCUGGGCGUUCCUCCACCGCACUCCCUCUGCUUCUCCAUGCCUCUGCUCGGGGGCGCACAUCAUGAACUGACAUCCGCCUACGGCUGCGGGUCCUCUGCUUUUGAGCCGUACAUGCGGCUGGACAGGAAGGAGUCAGAUCUUGGUGGGAAGAAGACGGUUUCUUAA
This is a messenger RNA of Scomber japonicus (chub mackerel), 918 nucleotides long. It is a transcript of the gene vax2, whose product is annotated as ventral anterior homeobox 2. Gene Ontology annotation, molecular function: DNA binding; DNA-binding transcription factor activity, RNA polymerase II-specific. The record is from RefSeq and is a predicted model, not a curated record. The coding region runs from base 1 to 918 and encodes 305 amino acids. Lineage: Eukaryota; Metazoa; Chordata; Actinopteri; Scombriformes; Scombridae. Gene Ontology annotation, biological process: brain development; central nervous system development; regulation of DNA-templated transcription. The transcript is spliced from 3 exons.